AUGAAGGACUACGCGAAUGAAGAAGAAGAUUUGCUUGCGAAAGUUCGAGAACCUCCAAAACCUUCAACAUCAACAAAUCCGUCAAAGCGGCAUCGAGAGCGGCUUAAUGGCGAGUUGGAAACAGUGGCCGCUCUGCUACCGUACGAUGCCGCCACCAUCAGUCGGCUGGACAAGCUGAGCGUUUUACGAUUGGCUGUCAGUUACCUGCAAGUCAAAGCGCAUUUCCAUGCCUGUCUCACCUCUUCACCGUUCAUCUGUCAAUUCCCUCUGGCAACACACACGUAUCCAUACUGCCCCCAAACUUCACAUUACUCUGCAGUACCCACCAUAUGCCAUUCAAGGACUCUACAAGCUCUCAUCGACCCCAAUGAGGCAGAUUUCGAAACCAUAGCCUUGAAAUCACUUGGAGGAUUCCUGUUGAUAAUCAACGAUAAUGGCGAAAUCUACUAUGCCUCAGAGAAUAUUGAGCAAUUUUUGGGAUUCCAUCAGUCGGAUGUCCUCCAUCAACCGCUUUACGAUCUAAUUCACUCGGAGGAUCGUGAUGACAUAAGGCAACAGCUCAACCUUACCUAUUCGUUGCCACCUGGCAGUACGAACCCGCAGGAUCUUUAUGAUCAGGAAAAUGCCCAGCACCUUGAGCGAAAUGUGAAUGCCAGAUUUCGAUGUUUGCUUGACAACACCUGUGGGUUUUUGCGGAUAGACAUGCGAGGAAAAUUGCUAUCUUUGCAUGGACUACCCUCGUCGUAUGUCCUGGGUAGAAGCAAUCCGGGUCCUGUUGUCGGUCUAAUCACAGUUUGCACACCUUUCGUUCCACCGUCUACCGCAGAUGUUGUGGCUGAAGAUCAAAUCUUGAAGACUAAGCACCAACUUGAUGGAACGCUGGUCUCAAUGGAUGAUAAGGUUCAUGCCAUGCUCGAAUUGAAUGAGAACGAAUUGCCGAAAUCAUUCUAUAGUUUGGUUCAUGUAGAGGACGCAGUAUGUUUAGCUGAAGCUCAUAAGGAAGUGAUUAAAAAUGGCUCUUCCGGACUACUGAUUUACCGUCUGAUCAGUACAAAAACGAAUCGAACUUAUUAUGUACAAAGCAGCUGUCGGAUGUUUUACAAAAAUGGAAAACCAGAAUCCAUCGGUCUGACACAUCGGCUUUUGAACGAAGUCGAGGGCUCAAUGUUGCUGGAAAAACGCUCAUCGUUGAAAGCAAAGCUGCUUUCCUUCGACGACUCCUUCCUGCAGUCACCAAGAAAUCUUCAGUCAACGGCAGCACUACCUUUACCGUCUGCGAGAGAUGAUACAGAUGGUGAAAGUCCGUUUGCGACUCCAUUGCCGAUUGUUGCGAGGCAAGAAAAGAAGAAUGAGUUCCCUAUUUUUCCUCAUGGUCUAAUGCCAAAAGUGGACUCGUGGCCACUAUUGCAGCCGCCUUUGCAAGAAUUUGGUUUACCGCUAGGGCCUCCCAUCGCGGGCGAACUACCUCCAUGGACGCCUGAUCCCUGGACUGGGGAGCUUUACCAUCAUUACCAAGCACCAUUGAGCUAUCAAGCAUCCUUACAACCGCUCCCACGUCCAUCAUACCAUGAUCUGGCUGUAUCCGAAUGCCAACACUGGAAUCCUAACGGACAUCACAGUGUAGGACAUAAUGCUCAACUGGCAAACAUGGAGGACUCCACCCAACUGCUGAUGAAAGAUAUCUCGCAUGGUUAUCCUUUGCCUGUCGACUACAAUAAGGUUCCGAUGGACUAUCCCAUGCCUGCCGUUGUGCCGCCUCAACCCAACGGUUUCCAUUUGAUUUCGGAAGUUACAAACACCUUAUUGGGACAAUAG
This is a messenger RNA of Cylicocyclus nassatus, 1815 nucleotides long. Lineage: Eukaryota; Metazoa; Nematoda; Chromadorea; Rhabditida; Strongylidae. The record is from the annotation of a GenBank genome assembly.